AUGGCUGGCCUCGGUGAAGGUAGUCAAAAAAAGCGAAAGCUCACAGACGUUCCUGAAAUUGAAAUCGAUGUGUCCGCGCCAGAACCUCCGUCGAAAAAGGCUCUGCGCAAAGCCAAAAAGAAGGUUGCCGAGCCUACGGCAGAGUCCACAACGGAGCAAGAGGCCGCUGUGCCCAGCAAAAAGCAAGAAGACGAGGCCCCCAAAAAACGUUCAGAGCACGGCAUCUGGAUUGGAAACCUUGCCUUUUCGGUGACCAAAGAUGAUCUGCGCAAGUUCUUCACAAGCAAUUGCACAUUUGCGGAUACCACAAUCACCCGUAUACAUCUUCCUAAGGGCCAGGAAAAAUUUGGAAAGGCUCAGAACAAGGGCUUCGCUUACAUCGACCUUGCCAACGAGAAGGCUGUGAAGGAGGCGGUAGGAUUGAGCGAGCAGCUGCUAGCUGGGCGCCGUGUGUUGAUCAAGGACGCGAAGAGUUUUGACGGCAGACCAAAAAAGUCAGAACAGGAUUCCGCGGCAACAGCUACGAAACCUCCUUCGAAACGGAUAUUCGUUGGCAAUCUCGGCUUUGAUGCUACAAAAGAGGUCAUCGAGGAACAUUUUGGACAAUGCGGUACCGUCGCACAUGUACAUGUUGCAACGUUUCAGGAUAGUGGAAAAUGCAAGGGCUAUGCUUGGGUGGAGUUCGAGGAUCUUGCUGCCGCCGAAGCAGCGGUGAAGGGCUUUAUUAUGGUUGAUGAAGAUGACGAAGGUGAUGAGGGCUCCGGAGAAGAAGAGUCCGGAAAGCGCAGGAAGUCAAAAAAACACAGACAGAGGAGGGUUUGGGUGAACCAGCUUCUUGGUCGACGAAUGCGCAUGGAGUUCGCAGAGGAUGCGACGACACGGUACAAGAAGCGGUUCGGUAAGGAUGGCGAAGGCAAGAAGAAGGAUGAUUCGGUCAUUACUGAAGUGGAAGAUGAGCCUCUUGAGCAGGCGUCGACUGGAGACAGGCCGCAACGGUCACAUCCUGAAAAGCCCAAGCGAAACAACAAGCCUGAAUACUCAAGAUACGCCAAAGAAACCGUGCAAAAGCUUAGCGGUGCUAUUGUCGAACCCCAAGGAAAGAAAAUCACGUUCGAUUGA
Molecule: messenger RNA, 1119 nt
Organism: Aspergillus lentulus
Lineage: Eukaryota; Fungi; Ascomycota; Eurotiomycetes; Eurotiales; Aspergillaceae
Product: putative RNA binding protein Rnp24
Cellular component (GO): nucleolus
Molecular function (GO): RNA binding
Source: RefSeq, a predicted model, not a curated record